AUGGGGUCAGAUGAGGCCUACAACUUUGUCUUUAAAGUGGUUCUGAUUGGAGAGUCUGGUGUCGGAAAAAGCAACCUGCUGUCCCGUUUCACCAAGGGGGAGUUUGACCACAAGAGCCACACCACCAUUGGCGUGGAGUUCAGCACCCGCACGGUGCAGCUGCAGGGCUUCGCCAUCAAGGCCCAGAUCUGGGACACGGCCGGUCUGGAGCGGUACCGUGCCAUCACGUCUGCGUACUACCGAGGGGCUGUGGGAGCUCUGUUGGUCUACGAUAUCACCAAACAUGUGACUUACGAGAGUGUGGAGCGCUGGCUGAAGGAGUUGUACGACCAUGCGGACCCCCACAUCGUGGUCAUGCUGGUGGGAAACAAGACCGACCUGGCUUCAGAGAGGUCUGUGCCCACAGAGGAGGCCAUAGACUUUGCAGAGAAGAAGGGACUAUUAUUUCUGGAAACCUCAGCUUUAGAUUCAACAAAUGUUGAAGAAGCAUUCAACAGUGUUCUCACAGAGAUUCACGGGAAGGUGGGCAGUAAGCGGCUGACCCGCGGCUGCAUCGGCGCUGUGUCGCUGGGUGGCCAAGUCCCCAGAGCCAACGCCAUGGAGGAGAGGAAGCCCUGCUGCAGGAACAUUUGAUACGGCACACCUCCGUGACGGAGAAGACCCUUCCCCACAAGCCCCUUCUACAGCCUGCAGACGAACAGGCCACAAUGCAGCAGGUGCUGGAACAGGCUGCAGCGGUGCCGC
Lampris incognitus (smalleye Pacific opah) is the source of this 744-nucleotide messenger RNA. RefSeq names its product ras-related protein Rab-25-like. Lineage: Eukaryota; Metazoa; Chordata; Actinopteri; Lampriformes; Lampridae. The transcript is spliced from 5 exons. Bases 1 to 633 code for a protein of 210 amino acids. The record is from RefSeq and is a predicted model, not a curated record. Gene Ontology annotation, cellular component: recycling endosome. Gene Ontology annotation, molecular function: GTPase activity; GTP binding. Gene Ontology annotation, biological process: exocytosis.